CUUGUGCCGUGACGUCAACGCAGCCGCUGUAGUCCGCCUGCGUGGCUCAUUGAACCGAUGUGGUAACGGAUUUCAUCUGCAGCGGCGGGAAUGUCGCGGCUCCUCGCGGCGUUCCUCGCGCCACUGCUGUUCUGUCUGGGAAUUUCCGGGAAAACCGUGACAGGAAUAUUCCGGAGCGAAGCAGCGAGGCGGGAAAACGGCCAGUUUAUCACCGCGUUCGUGUUCCGGGGAGAUGGGGGUCUGUUGGUGUGCCAGCUGGAUGACCCCGCCCUGGCUGCACAGAAGCAGUCCAAGCUGCUGCUGUACCAGGACCUGGAUCUGGAGCUGGACAGCCUGAGCUGCGCUGAAAAGCUCAGAAAAGCCCAGAUCACAGUUUCUCUCAGCCAAGAGGAGCACAACCAGAGUAUCCCUCAUCAGGCCCCGCCCACAUCCUGGACGCUCCUGUACACUGACAGACACACCUGUCAGGAGAACCCUGAAGAUCCAGCAGAUCCUGACCUCACCUUCACGGUCCUGCUCCUGAACCCGGACUCGGCCGGAAACCCCCUGGACCACUUCAGCGCUGAGGAGGCAGGUAUUCACACCUUCUUCUCCUUGCUGCUGCUCUCGUACUUCAUCUCCUGCUGCAUCUAUUUGGGGCCCCUGCAGCAGGCUCUGAGGAAGAGGGGCCCCAUGCACACAGCCCUCAAGCUGCUGACCGCCGCACUGGCCAUACAGGGAUGCUCCGCCCUCUGCAGAUACAUCCACCUGUGCAGGUAUUCUACAGACGGCUCGGGUUUCGCUCUGAUGGACCACCUGGCUGACUUCUGGGACAUGCUGUCUCAGGGGGCCGUCCUCUUCCUCUUGCUCAGUCUCUGUGUUGGUUGGACUCUGACCCGGGCCAGGAAGGCCCAAUCCAGACCUCUGCAGUGGGAGUGGUCUCCAGCCUCCACGGCUUUCUCUGUGGGAGGAGUCGUUGCUCAGGGAGGUCUGCUGCUAUGGGAGCAGUUCUCGGAGUCUCAGCUGGAGCGCCAUGGUGACUACGCCCAGCAGAGUUGGGCGGGUGUCCUGCUGGUGGUUCUGAGGGUGGGGCUGGCCCUCCUGCUGGCCUCCGUUCUCUACCAGAUCAUCUCCACAGAGAGGAGCACGCUGAAGAGAGACUUCUACCUCAGCUUCUCCAGGGCCUGCUUCCUGUGGUUCCUCUGCCACCCAGUCCUGGUCUUCAUGUCCGGGAUCUUCAACCGUCACCAGAGACAGAAGGUGGUGACUGUGGGCGUGGUCCUGUGCCGAUGCAUCUCCAUGGUGAUCCUCUACCAGCUCUUUCUGUCUCGCUCUCUGUACUGGGAGGUGUCCUCGCUGUCCUCCGUGUCUCUGCCGUUCACCAUGUCCAGAACCAACAGCAGGGGGCGCUAGUGAGCAUGCCGCUUCAAACAGAGGGGGGGGGGGGGUCACCAAACCAUGGAGAACACCUCUAUGAAUGUGAAGAAGCAGGUACAGGUAAGGAAGAUCUACAGACAUCAACAUGAAGAACCCCCGCUGCUGCUGCUCGCACGUCUGUUCACAGACUCCAUGAGGUUCAACACGUGUCCAUGAGCGCCUGUGAUGCACGCCUGGAAGUGUCAGUGAGCGCGUGCACGUGCAGAAGAACAUGCAUGUCUGGACACGCUCAGACAGAACUCUGACAGAAACUUUUCAUUUCCGUUUGGAUGAGAAGAAUCCUUCAAAAUAAAACUACUGUAAAAAUGAA
Oryzias melastigma (Indian medaka) is the source of this 1726-nucleotide messenger RNA. It is a transcript of the gene gpr180, whose product is annotated as G protein-coupled receptor 180. The coding region runs from base 91 to 1392 and encodes 433 amino acids. The record is from RefSeq and is a predicted model, not a curated record. Gene Ontology annotation, biological process: G protein-coupled receptor signaling pathway; response to pheromone. NCBI's taxonomy places the organism in Eukaryota, Metazoa, Chordata, Actinopteri, Beloniformes, Adrianichthyidae. The transcript is spliced from 10 exons.